Klebsormidium nitens is the source of this 1174-nucleotide messenger RNA. The record is from the annotation of a GenBank genome assembly. NCBI's taxonomy places the organism in Eukaryota, Viridiplantae, Streptophyta, Klebsormidiophyceae, Klebsormidiales, Klebsormidiaceae.
AUGCUCGGAGCGACUCUCCGGCUGGCGAUCGAGGGGGAUCUUCCAGCGGAGAGUCCGCAAGGGAGCCAGGGGCGGAGGGGGGGGACGGAGUGGGGGCGGGGCAAGGGCAGCAACAACGGAAUGAGGGGAGGGGAAACCAAGGAGGCGCUGCCGAUGGGGCUCAGUCGGAGGCAAACGGAAAAGAUAGAACGUUUAGAAAGCGAGAUCAAGGCCGGGGGAGAACUCCUUUUGGAGAUGAAGGGGGAGAAAGAAGAAGCCGACGAACUCUUGGAGAGGUACCGCGCGGAAAGCCAGAAACUCCGGCGGGCAGUGGGGUACCGGAAAAGCCGGCAGGGGGUAGCCAACCAAACGGUCAAGAUCAACACGAGAGAGGUCGGGUUAGAAAACAGAAGUCAGGUCAAUACCGACCUUCGGCACCUUCUCCAAGUCAUGCUCUCUAAGAACGUCUCAAUCGAGAACGCAAUCCCCCUGAUCAACCAAGUGCUUACAUUUAGCGCCGUCUCUCAAGGCGCAAAGAGCAUCCGCCUGCUCAAACCCCCUUCGGUGUCAACCGUGAGCAAUAUUCAAUUAGAAAUGGGGCACUUGACAGAGUUCCGUCUUUCAAAAGAUUGGCUAGACGGGCGCGCUCGAAACGUCAACCUGUCCAGUGAUGGCACAACGAAAGGUGGUGUUGACUUCCAAGCAGUGGGCAUGGACGUUUUGAAUGAGCAAAACGAGACGGUGCGCUUCCUUGUUGGGUGGAAGUCUCUUGCCAACCACACUGUUGCGGAACAGGUUAAGGAGCACGAGGUGAUGUUUGAGCGACUUCGUUGGGCCUGCUUGGCGAUCGACCCAGAGGCGGCCCAGCAGAUUGCCCGCAUGUCGCUUGACUCGGACAUCAUCGUGGCCACCAUGGGCGACCACGCGAGCGAUCAAAAAGCAAAGACGAAAGAGCUGCAGUUUAGGUCUGAGGACCCAUUGCUCGAAUGGAAAGCGCGGGCUGCCCGGGGGGCUGCCCCGAGGCUGUCCUCGGACUGGUCGGGGGGCUGCCUAGGGGCUGUCCGACCGACCGGAGUGCAUGACCGACGGGUCGGAAAGCCCCCAGGCAGCCCCCCGGUCGGUCGGACAUCCCCCAGGCAGCCCCCCGAUCAGUGGGACAUCCCCCAGGCAGCCCCCCGGUCAGUCGGAAAGCCCC